Molecule: messenger RNA, 3611 nt
Organism: Amoebophrya sp. A25
Lineage: Eukaryota; Dinophyceae; Syndiniales; Amoebophryaceae
Source: the annotation of a GenBank genome assembly
AGCGUGGAAAGAAGCGGCGCAUUCGCUGAUAGGACUUAUCAAACAUUUUCAAAGGAUGACUGGAUUUUGUUUGGAAACACGCAGUCCCUGUUUGCCUACACAACUCAACAUUGUAAAGAAAGAAGAGCAAUAAAAAGCACAUGGACGUUUAGGGAGUACUCUGUGCGGGCUCUUAGGGAGGGCGAAGAAAAAGCCUGUAGUAAGAAGCCUAUGCACACUUCUAAGAGGAAACGUGCGCACGUCGCUCCUUCUCUAUGCUGCGUUACUAGAACCCACCUAGGAGUCGCCAGACGGCCUAAAGCAACGAAUCUGGGAGCAACAGAGCGGAAGCUGGAGCCUCGUCGUUUCGUCAACACUUGAGCUUUCGUUUCUACGCGCAAGCGAGGUUCCGCGAAAAUUUCUCAUAAUCUUUAUCAUCUUGCGUGUAGGCCUUGAGAAGUGUUCACGGUGAACCUCUUCCGAAUAUCUUCGACAAGAUGGGGAACAAUCAACAAGCGAUGCUAGGAGGGGAGGGGUCCGUCUUCCGCCACACGAUGGACCGAGAUCAGCUCAAUGCCUUCGUAGCGACUAUCAAUGAAAGCAGUGAAGCGAUCAGGAACAUCCAUGUCCAUGCAACGUAUAUUCAGGUAUUAAUGAUAUUCAUAUUGAUUCUACUAGUCUAGAAAAUGAUAUUUGUUGCAGCAGCACUAGCAGUAGCUAGUCUUUACAAAAAUUUUCUCAACUACGCUACCAUUGAAAAUUAGUUUGAUACCGACAAUCAAUGUCAUGGCCGUACUAUUAGUACCUACUUGAUACUAGUUACUACUACCUGAUAGUCAACACCUCCGUUUUAUCUGAGUUUUCUUUUUUUUGAUCAAAGGGUCACGCGCGUGCGGCAACCCAAGCGGCAGGAGGUAUGGAGACCAAGUCGCAGGUGCUUCUCGCAGGCUUAUUGAGGAUGAGGGACCUUGUACAAGAGAAGUCUGACAACUUCAUUCUACAAGCAGGGAAAAUAUUAUGAAGGGUUCUUGUGAUCAUGGCGGAGGAGACGACGCCUUUUUUUUAUGUGAUGAUCCAUUGAAGACGAAAUCUUGAUUCUAGUGGUGAUUUCUUGUUGGAAGUGAUAGAUCAAGCUGAAAAUCUCGGAUUUGCGACCUCUAAGAACAGGACAAGAAGCAGGCCGCAGAUUUGCUCGGGUGACGCAGCGACUGGAAACCCUGGAGAUCCAACCUUUUUUGGAUGAAGUAAAAGGUUCUUAGAUUUGCUAAUCGAUAGGUUUCAUCAGUCUGACUACCGAGCUAUAUCGAAUUAGGUACAAUGAAUAUUUAAGUUCAAGUUUUAUCUUCAUGAUUGUUUCACUUUCACCCUAAGCUUUUCCUUGUACCCGUUACGCACUUGAGAUAUCUUUCUCCCUCCUCUUUGUUGUCGUAUGUUACAGCACCUUCUCUCCUCUUCAAUAAAUUUGCACCAUAUGAACACCGCGCCACCACUAGGAAACAUCAUCCUCGUCGUCGUGCCGCUUAUCGUGCUCAUAUUGGAGGUGUUUGUCUUCGGUGCAUAUCUUAGUAUAGUGGUUGCAACUCUGCCGCAAGUGAGUCUCCACGUUCGAUCCUAUUUGAUCGUGGGAGCAGCUAUGGCGAUCGUCUGCUAUCUCGGCGCUUUGCUUUGGUACUAGUGUUUUUUUGUUAUGAAGACACCAUGACAUGACAAGUAUACCCACUACCUCAUGGAGGUGGCACCGCGGUUGCUUUUCUACAUCACAAGCUUAUAUUCAAAAUGGUUUUAUGUAGAAGUAGUGGAUACCGGAAGAUAUUAUAAUACACAUACAGUUACACUACAUCAAUGCAGGUUUUCAUCUGACCGAUCGUUGAACUUCAAUGCACUAGAGUGAAGACCUUGUUUCACCCAGGUUUUCAUCUGACCGAUUGUUGAACCUGACUCGAGAACGGCGCAAGACCAGACGACGAAAGGAACAGAAAUUCGAACGAUUAGUGAAGGAGAUGCGUACACAACAUCAACUACAAUCGCCGCUCGAAUUGCAAGUCCUGCUAGCUGACCCUCAAGCGCGUCGUGCUCUAGAAAAAGCAGGAUCACUGCAGCAGGGCCUGGCGUCUCUGCGCCAUCACUCGUCCGCUACAAAAGCUGGUGGUGGGACGGUCGUGAGCCAGAGGUUCUCCAAAGCCUCCGAGCGUGGGCCAAGAGCUGUUUCAUUCGCUUUCGAAGCUGAAUCCAAUGGUGAGCCAGGAAGUGGACAAACGGGCGAUGGACAAACAGGCGAUGGACGAAAUGCAAUUAUGUGAACAGGAUCUUUCUUCAUCUCGCGUGAAAUGUUUUUUUCAACACUAGCUUGCAGUACUAGCUUGCAGUACCCUCUUGCCGCUAAUUCACGUCCCAGACCAAGCAAGAGCGCAACCGGAACGUCAAGUGGUGCAGCAUUUGUGCCACCUUUUUUUCAAUCCCAGUAUAGGAUAAGCAGGCCUUCGAACGGAGAUGGUGGUAAAUCCGUGAACCCGAUGCAGCGGUGGCGAGAUAGACGCGCUCGAGAACGGGAAGGCCUCCGAAAAGAAUUGGCUGACUUAGAGGUCCAGCUGCGCGCUCAGAUGAUUAUGGAUGGUGUACUGAGUCAUUUAAGAAGAUUGCUGAUUUAUUGAUAUUGCUGACAUGGUGAAGAAAUUCUUAGAAUGAUAGAUCGUACUAGGAACAAACGUAUCACAAUUUAGUCAAUGCAAAGGUAAAAACCUUCACCGCGAGCUCUUUUUCUAACCUACCUGAGCUGCAGAAGCAAAAAAGGGAAACUAGCAAGAUGUCUGCAACGUCGACCACCGACAUGAGGUAGCAGGGCGCGUCAAUCCCAUCCACCCGUGUCCAAGGUGGGGCACAGUACGGCUUCCGUUGCGGUGCUUUGCGGGAUCGAAGUUUACUGCAAAUCCACUGAAGCAGGAGCGAAUGAGCUGAAUUAUAGAGAAGUUGAUUCUACUAUCUAAGAUUAAGAAGCUCUAUUUCAUCUUACCUGCUGAUAGAACAAGAUGAGGCUACCCAUUUCUCGCCAACGGCAUCCUUUUAUGGACGUAUCCGAAAGGUUAAGAUUGGUGUACUCGCCAACGGCAUCCUUUUAUGGACGUAACCGAAAGGUUAUGGUACCCAUUUCUCGCUAACGGCAUCCUCCUAUGGACGUACUGGUGUAGAAAAUUUUGAUCACAGAAUUAGACAAAGAGAGCAAGGGUCUCUCGAGAGGUCCUUCUAGGAUUGUCCUUCUGGGUCCUUCUAGGAGGUCCUUCUAUAAGGAUCUGAAUCCUCGAGUUUGUGUAGUUGUUUGGUCCGUUUCUAUCGUGCACUUGUGUCAAAAAAAGAUCAUUCUCGACUCUCUAUCUGACGGGGGAUCUCCGAUGUUACUGCGAGAUCACAUGGGACAACAAGCUUUCGUGGUCAUAGAUGUUGUUGUAUCCACAGCCCUUCAAAUGCAAAGGAAUGCAAGAUGAAAAUGAAGAGACCUCGUCCAACUUGUUGAUGUUGGGAUGCAGAUCUGCUGCGCGGUGCGCUGCGUGCGGCUGUGGGUUUCUAAAACAGGAGGUCUUUCGUCCAAUGAAAAUGGCCAUCAGCAGCUGUCAGUUCAUUCUUGAGUUCAAGCAUCC